Molecule: messenger RNA, 3364 nt
Organism: Drosophila gunungcola (fruit fly)
Lineage: Eukaryota; Metazoa; Arthropoda; Insecta; Diptera; Drosophilidae
Gene: FoxK
Product: probable serine/threonine-protein kinase tsuA
Exons: 9
Coding region: 135-2459 (774 amino acids)
Biological process (GO): regulation of transcription by RNA polymerase II
Molecular function (GO): DNA-binding transcription factor activity, RNA polymerase II-specific; protein binding; RNA polymerase II cis-regulatory region sequence-specific DNA binding
Source: RefSeq, a predicted model, not a curated record
UGGCUGACGAAAAGAAGAAACCUUGGGGCCAAAACGAAAAGAGAGCAAAAAGCGCGUGAAAAGCUAUGAAAAAAAGGGAAAAAUUAAUGUACCCAAUGUAAAAACAGUGUGCGAAUAAAAUUAAUAAGUUCUUAAUGUGCAAAGUCAAUAGGCCAACAACAACAGUAAGCGAGCAUAGGACAAGUGGGAUUUACCUUUCAAUGGCCGCCACUACAACAACAACAACCACAACACUAGCAACAACCACCGGCAAUAGCACCACCACCAACAACAAUAACAGCAGCAACAACAACGGCCACAACAAUAGCAACAACAUUGUAACCGUACACGCCGUACUGAACAACCCACCCACCAACAUUGCAGGUGGUGCAGCCGACGCCGCCACCGUUGCGAUUGCCAAGGACAUGUUGCAGCUGCAUCAUGGCGCAGCAGCGGCAGCAGCAGCAACAGCGGCGCUGAAUAACAACAAUAAUAGUAACAGCAACAACAACAACAGCAGCAGCGGCGGCAACAGCGCGGGAAGCAACAAUAACAACAGCGGCGCCGAUCAGCUGACCAACAGCAGCAACAAUUCAGCAAACCACCCACCUGCCACUAACAGCACCACCACCUCCUCCUCCUCCUCCGCCAGCAGCGGCAGCACCACCACCCCCUCCGCCAAUGCCUCAGCAUCGUCUUCGCCGCCAUAUGGAGAGCUACGCUUCAACCAGGAGGUACUGCACAUCACGGACGCCGUGACGGUCAUCGGACGCAACUCCUCCACAUCGCUGGUCCACUUCAAUGUGGCCGAGAACAACCUGGUGUCGCGCAAACAUUUCCAGGUGCUCUACGACGUGGAGCUGCGCGCCUUCUUUGUCCAGUGCCUCAGCAAGAAUGGCAUCUUUGUGGAUGAUUUCCUGCAGCGCCGCAAUGUGGAUCCACUUCGUCUGCCGCAACGCUGCUACUUCCGCUUUCCCAGUACGGAGAUUCGCAUCGAGUUCGAGAGUUAUGUGCCCGACACUCAAUCGGAUGCCGCCGCCGGCCACUCACCAUCGUUGGUCGUAAGCGCUGGUGGAGUGGGUGGUAGUGGAGCCCACGUUAUUAUUACUCCGCCGCCGAGGGACGAGCUUCACCAGCAGCAGAUGCAUCAUCACCAGCAGCAGCAGCAGCUGCAGCAGCACCCGCACCACCAGCCACCGCACCACCAGCCGCUGCAACAGCAGCAGCCAGCGGCGCACCACCCACACCCGCACACACCACACCACCCGCUCCACCACACAACUCUGCACCAGCAGCAACAGCGCAGUGGCAACAUCGUUGUGGCGCCUCCAGCCGGGACAGCUGCCCACCUGAUCGCCGCCGGAGACGGAACCGGCAUCUACUCUCCGCUCAAGAUAUCCAUACCCAAGAAGGAGCAGAAGAGCCCCUACCUGUCACCAACUGGUACAAUAAGCGCUGCCAACAGUUGUCCGGCUAGUCCACGUCAGGGUUUCAUUCAGAACCAGCCCAACAAUUACAACAACUACAGUAACAACAAUACACAGGAUCUGUUCCAGACGCCCUCCACAGCCAGCUACAAUCACAACGAGAAGCCGCCGUACAGCUACGCCCAGCUUAUCGUCCAGGCCAUAUCUGCCGCACCGGACAAGCAGCUAACCCUUUCGGGCAUUUAUUCGUUUAUAGUCAAGCACUACCCGUACUACCGCAAGGAGACAAACAAGGGCUGGCAGAAUUCCAUACGUCAUAAUCUCAGUUUAAAUAGGUAUUUCAUCAAGGUGGCCCGCUCUCAGGACGAGCCCGGCAAGGGCUCAUUCUGGCGCAUUGAUCCGGACAGCGGCGCCAAGCUGAUCGACCACAGCUACAAGAAGCGUCGCCAGCGGAGCAGCCAGGGCUUCCGUCCGCCAUACGGGAUGCCCCGCUCGGCGCCCGUCUCGCCCAGUCACAUGGAUAACUCGCGCGAGAGCUCACCGCUGCAGGACAUUGUGCUGCAAUCUGCUCCCGGAUCGCCGGGAAUGUCGCUGGAACAACGCGCCGCUGAUGCCGAAAUCAUCUACAACUCUCAAAAUGCACACCAGCAACAGCAGCACCAACAGCAACAGCAGCAGCAGACGCUGUCAAGCAAUUCCAAUCAGUACAGCAGCGGCAGUCCGUACUACGUAACCAAUCAAAACUCCGGGGUGGCCGUACCACAGGCGCUCGUUGAGGGAAGCGGAGCGAGCGGAGGCGGCGGGGUCGGAGCUCUGAUUGCGCUAAAAAGGAAUCAUGUGAUGGGCGGUGGAGCAUCGCAUUCGCUGCAUCAGCAGCAGGCAGUGGCACAACAACAACCACAGCAACAGCAGCAGCAGCAUUCAGAGAUUAUCUAUGAGGAAAUGCCGACCGACUACAGUGGCCACAUCGAGGCCAGCGAGGAGGAGUGCGUAACCACUGCCACCGAUGCCACCGUAGCCAAGCGACCCAAGUACGUGUCCGAGGUGCUCUGAUGCGUGCGGAUCCAGAAGCACCGGCAGAACAAGGGCAAAUAGUGGGCCCACGGGUGGAAACGAUUAGAAAGCAAAACAUAAAGUAUCUCCAUCUUGUAUAUUGAAUUUGCCAAUCAUAAACCUAUCUAUACCCCAAAAACAAAUCAAAACAAAACACGAACUCAAACACAACAUAUGGAUAAACAGCGCACGCGAAGCAAAGCAAAGCAAACGAACGCAAAGUGUAUAAAUUGAUAUGGAACAUUUUACAAAUAGCAACUGUGAGAUUGUGUUUGCCAUGUUGGCCAUACAACCGUUCAACGGCGGCAACUACAUACACACUUUUCGAAAUUCGAAAACCAAACCGAUUCGAAGUUACGACUUAAUCCCUUAGAUCUGACGAAUUCAAUAUGCUCGAUGACGCUACUCUCUAAGUAAUAUAAUAAAUUUUAAGUUUAAAGCAAGGUAAAGCAGCAAACAAAGCAAAAUUAUAUAGAUAUAUGCGAUUGAUUAUUGUAAUGAUUGAUGAUUAUGAUGUUUAAGAUGUUAUAGCUAUGUGACCGAAGUGUGCGAGAAGCGUGAGAAAAUUGGGGGAAAAUCAAGUAACAAGCAACCAACCACACAAGUAACAAACAAACAAACAAACAGGCGAAUGAAUAAUAUUACCUAUCUACAUACCUUUACCUAUAUCGAUUUAAAUAUAAAAUAUAUAUAUAUAUAUAUCUAUAUAUAUAAAUAUAUAUACAAAACAUUAAAAUACAAACAAAAACAAAAAUGAUGAAAAUUAAUAAGUAAUAUCUACAAAUUUACGGAUACAAUAACAAUAUAUAAAGAUUGAAAUGAUAGCACAUUAUUUCUUAUUAAUGAAGAAAAUCCCAUUUAAGUGUUUGGACAAAUUGUGUAUUAAAAAACAAAAAUCAAAUGUA